UGUAUCAACCUCAGGGUGAAUGAAGAGACUGACCUUUCAUAUGGGACACUGGACCUGCACUGCAGACAAACAUACUUGCCUCACACCCAUUUCUUCUAAAGCAAUAAUGUAUUAGAAUUGUGCCUUUUUUGUGUACAUAUACAACAACAUCAACCAAAGCGCACACUGAGGCACAACUUCUCAGAUAUAAAACCAUAUUUUGUAUAUAAAUAAACGUAAAAGCAUAUUGAAAUUAGACAUGAUUUCAUGAUCUUUAAAGUAAUACACUCAUUUAGAUGGUUUUUAAAUGUUAGCUUCUUGUGUAUAGCCUAUUCGUGUUUUUUUUUUUGUUUUUUUUUUGCAUAAAUGUCCUCUUUAUAUUCUGGUAACUAAACAAAUGUGUGCGCUGAAAUGUGUACGCUUAUGACAAAUUAACAUACUACACUACAUGCCAUAAUAAUAAUAAUAAUACAUUUGCUGGAGUCGGAUAUGUUAGCUGUUAACUAACACUUUUAAAAUUGUAUUUCUAAUAGUCUGACAGCUAUACAGGCUUUUUAUAUAUAUACAUAUAUAUUUGAACCUUGGAGAGAAAGGGCACAAUUACCAAUUUUAUGGGGAGUAAUAGAAAAGUAAUAUAACUAUUAGUGUAACUAAUUACUGUUUUCAGAGAUUAAUUAGUAAAGCAAUAAUAUUAUUUUUGAAAAGAAUAAUGAGUAAUAAAUUAAAUUUUUUCAGUAACCAGCCCAACACAUAACUUUGUGAUUAUAUUGCAUAAGCUGUUUGGAGAGACAAGAUUACAUCAGCAAGUACAACGUUUUUGAGUAUUGAGUAUUUCAUUUGGAGCUGCAACAUGCAAACACUAUAGCAGAGUCCUAACGACUCACUUCUGAUCACUUGGCUUUGUGUGUGCUGGUUCCUGCUACUGGAAAUCUAAAGCUGCUGUAAUUUCCUCUUAAAUUCGAGUCAGAGCUUUUAAUGAGUGAUGAACUGUUCCCUGUAUUUGUCAGUGACCUGUCACGGCCACAGGGUAUCGCUGUAUCCACAAAGACCGGCUGAAAACAGAGCCGCGCGUCCAUGUGACCGGUGGGACCGGUUUAUUAUGCAGAUGAGCUGUGGUGACAGAGGCUUUUACUACUGGAGACAUUGGACUCGGCGGACACACACUGAGAGUCUCAGCUCACAGAAGCAGUCGGGUUUCGCUCUGGAUAUUGUUCAACAGCAAACCGCUCGGAUGUGCAAUAUGACUUUUGAAGAAACCGGUGGAGAUAAUUCUUCAGAAAGGAUGGACUCGGUGGCUAAAGCAUUAGAGGAGGUCCUGAGCUCUGCGUUACCUCAGGGUUGCAUCACUGUUGGAGUCUAUGAGGCAGCAAAGUCACUAAACGCGGAUCCAGACAAUGUGGUGCUGUGUCUGCUGGCCACAGACGACGAUGAGGAGGAUGUGGCUCUCCAGAUUCAUUUCACCUUAAUCCAGGCUUUCUGCUGCGAGAACGACAUCAACAUCCUGCGGGUGAGCAACACCAGGCGCCUGGCAGAAAUACUUGGAGGAGUGAAACCUGGAGGCGAGCCCAUGGACCUGCACUGCGUUCUAGUUACUAAUCCUCAGUCGUCACCGUGGAAGGACCACGCGCUGAGCAAAGUGAACAGAUUCUGCAGAGACAGUCGCUGUUUGGAUCAGUGGGUGCCCGUCAUCAACCUGCCCGACCGAUGAAACCACUUGGAAUAUUAAUGUAUUGUGUGCAUUGGAGAAAAGUAACUGCACAAGGCCUGUGUUAAUGUCUGUGUUGGAUUCCUUUGGAAAGUGCCCCAGAGAGAGAGAGAGAGAGACGGGAGGGGCAGAAAAAAAAGGAAAAGCAAAACGUUCCAAGAAAUUUACCAGGUCAGGGCGAAAUCAUGGGCCAAGGAAGAGUGACUCAGCAGUCUGGGUUCCAGGAUUUCCAAUGUAUGACUGCGCCUUUCUCUACCGAGAAAGAAGCCUUUACAGGAAACUGGAUCAUGUGAGUGGAGGAGCGCACAUGGUGGUGAGCACAAGCGCGGGACAGGGGAAAAGCAGACAGAGAACCCCAGUUGACUCUGAGAACUGGACCAUGCUGAUGUGGACCAGUCAGAACUCUCGGCUUGAAGGACUCCUUGUGAAAAUUUGACCAAAUCUAAGCAUUUCUUUAACAGCACAUUUAUUUAAUAGUAUUUAAGACUUUGACACUUUGAUAACUCAAAAGGGAAACUUUUCAGUUUAUUAUUAUUAUUAUUAUUAUGAUUAUUAUUAUUAUAAUUUAAAGGGCAAUGCAAUGUUUAGACUUGUCCACUAACUGGUGUUUUUAUGUGUUAUUAAUUUAAUUAGUUAUAUUUAUUGUGCAUAGUUCAUGGAAUUCUGCCUUGUUAAGUUGAAUGAAAUAAACAAAACAACCAACAGUUCA
Messenger RNA from Morone saxatilis (striped sea-bass), 2393 nucleotides. RefSeq names its product growth arrest and DNA-damage-inducible, alpha, b (gene gadd45ab). Bases 962 to 1687 code for a protein of 241 amino acids. The transcript is spliced from 4 exons. Lineage: Eukaryota; Metazoa; Chordata; Actinopteri; Moronidae. The record is from RefSeq and is a predicted model, not a curated record. Gene Ontology annotation, cellular component: cytoplasm; nucleus. Gene Ontology annotation, biological process: regulation of cell cycle.